This is a messenger RNA of Protobothrops mucrosquamatus (brown spotted pit viper), 365 nucleotides long. RefSeq names its product bifunctional glutamate/proline--tRNA ligase-like. The record is from RefSeq and is a predicted model, not a curated record. Lineage: Eukaryota; Metazoa; Chordata; Lepidosauria; Squamata; Viperidae. Gene Ontology annotation, cellular component: cytosol; methionyl glutamyl tRNA synthetase complex. The transcript is spliced from 2 exons. Gene Ontology annotation, molecular function: ATP binding; glutamate-tRNA ligase activity. The annotation marks the transcript as partial. Gene Ontology annotation, biological process: glutamyl-tRNA aminoacylation.
GUGAUCUUGGAAGAUGUUGCAAUGCUUCAAAUUAAGCCCAACCAAUUUACAUACACUUCUGAUCAUUUUGAAAAAAUAAUGAAAUACGCUGAGAAACUCAUUCAUGAAGGAAAGGCUUAUGUGGAUGAUACACCAGCAGAACAGAUGAAAAUGGAGAGAGAACAGAGAAUAGAAUCUAAACACAGGAAUAAUUCUGUUGAGAAGAAUUUUCAGAUGUGGGAGGAAAUGAAAAAAGGAACAGAAUUUGGGCAGACCUGCUGUCUACGAGCAAAAAUUGAUAUGAAUAGUAAUAAUGGAUGUAUGAGAGACCCAACUCUUUAUCGUUGUAAAAAUCAGCCACACCCACGUACUGGAAAUAAGUACAA